AUGUCCCCGUACCGAUUUGUGUUUGGGAAAAUGUGCCAUUUACCUGUAGGGGUGGAACAUCAAGCCUACUGGGCAGUCAAAGAAAUGAACAUAAACACCGAGGUUGGAACUGCAGAAAGGAGAAUGCAGCUACAAGAGCUUGAAGAGCUCCGUCUGGAUGCCUAUGCCUCUGCCAUGUGGUACAAAGAAAAGAUCAAAAUGUGGCACGAUAAGAACCUUCGCAAGAAGGAACUCAAGGUGGGCCAGAGGGUACUGCUGUUCCAGUCCAGACUGAAAUUGAUGCCAGGAAAGCUCAGAUCAAGGUGGAUAGGUCCUUAUACCAUUAUUGCCCUCCGAAAGAAUGGAGCAAUCGAACUCCAAGGAAGCAAUCCAGAUUCGCCUUCCUUCAUGGUGAACGGUCAUAGGGUAAAGCCAUACAGAGAAGGAAUGGAGGCAUUUGUGGUGGACAACAUUCCACUACUCAUGCCUGACUAUCUCCAGUGA
This is a messenger RNA of Salvia splendens (bonfire salvia), 483 nucleotides long. RefSeq lists its product as uncharacterized. NCBI's taxonomy places the organism in Eukaryota, Viridiplantae, Streptophyta, Magnoliopsida, Lamiales, Lamiaceae. The record is from RefSeq and is a predicted model, not a curated record. The transcript has a single exon. Bases 1 to 483 code for a protein of 160 amino acids.